AGUAGGUCACUAAAUUGCCCGGGUUGGGCUCAAACUUUCAAGCCUCUGCCCCAAUUUUCCACAAUGCUGAGAUUACAGGCCCCUAAGAGGGUUUUGUUUUUCAUUGUUGUUUUGUUUUUCAAUUCAUUUAUAUUCGGCCACUCCUUAAACUCUUCAAAUCUCCACAAACAGUCCGGGGGUACAGCAGCUCUCGUGGAACACGUAGGACUUCCCGGGACCUGGACCACAUCCGGGACUUGCACAUGCGCGUCCUCGAGAGGAGGGGUCUAGACGCACGGUCCAGGCCCCGCCCAGCCGGCAACAGGCGGCUCCGCGCGACCCUUUGGACCGGAAGGGGUCGCAGCGCCCUCCCGUUACCCAUCUCGCUAUCGCGAGAGAAAGCGCGAGGCCUGCCGGGACUGUGCGCGACUGGCCAUAGGCGUGCCCAAAAUGGCAGCCCUGGAAGAAGAGUUCACGUUGUCUGCGGUAACCUUGGGCGCGAGGCCGGACGGACUCCUAGGUGUAGAACAGACCGACAGAACAGACCAUUUCCUAGUGACGGACAGGAGCAGAACUGUCAUCCUCUAUAAGGUUUCUGAUCAGAAACCCUUGGGGAGCUGGUCAGUGAAACAAGGUCAAAUUAUAACAUGUCCAGCUGUGUGCAACUUUCAAACUGGAGAGCAUAUUGUUGUACAUGAUGAUAAGGUUUUGAGAAUAUGGAACAAUGAAGAUGUAAACUUGGAUAAAGUAUUUAAAGCUACAUUGUCAGCUGAGGUUCAUAGGGUACACUCGGUGCAAGGAGCAGAGCCCGUGGUGCUGUUCAGGGGAGGCGCGGCUCGCGGGUUGGAGGCUUUGCUCGCGGAGCCCCAGCAGAAGAUUGAAACCGUCCUCUCCGAUGGAGAAGUGAUUAAGUGGACAAAGUUUUUCGUGGUAUUUAGGCAUCCUGUCAUAGUUUUUAUUACUGAAAAAGAUGGAAAUCAUUUUGCUUAUGUACAGAUGCUCCACUCACGAAACUUAAGCAAAUACACUCUCCUGCUUGAACAAGAAGAAAAAUCUGUUACCCGGAGUUUUACUGCGUCUGUGGAUCGGAAGUUUAUCUCUUUAAUGACAUUAAGCUCCGAUGGAUGUGUGUACGAAACCUUGAUCCCAAUAUAUCCGAGCGACACAGAAAAGAACCAGAGACUGGUCAGAUCACCGUUGCUCAAGGCUGUCGUGUCUGGUGCUGCUCCCAAUGGUGUGACCCUCGCCGCCCUGGACCCAGAUCACGUAGCAGUCCUCGGAGCGCCACUGCCGUCGUCUAAGGAGUGCCUCUCCAUAUGGAACACAAAAUUUCAAACACUACAGACUUCAAAAGAGUUACCGCAAGGGACCAGUGGUCAGCUGUGGUGUUACGGAGAACAUCUGUUCCUGCUCCAUGGGAAAUGCCUGACGGUGGUUCCAUGCAGGUGCGGUGCGUCGUCGUUAGCUGGUGCCCUUGGGAAGCUCAGGCGUGCUCAGGACCCAGGCUCUCAAACCAUGCCCCACUUUGUAAACUGGGAAGUAGCUCAGGGAUGUGAACCCGGAGCCCAGAAAUCAGAGCAGUUGAGAAGAAUUCUAAGAAGAAAAAAGAGUGAAGUAAGUUUACAGCCAGAAGUUCCAGCAUCUGAACAACUUUUAUCGACUAUAAAGAAUGGUUCGGAAAAGCACAUUGAGGUGGAGCUACGUAAAUUCUUGGCUAAGUGGACCCCUGACUCUCACGCGGUGCUCGGGGACGUCGUGGCGGCGCUCCUGGGAAGAGGUGAAGCAGAGCCGUCCUUUUACCCCCGGAGCUGCCUGAUGCAGCUGCUGCAGACGCACGCGCUCUCCCACAGCUUGUGCCCUGGCCUGAUGGACACUGCGUUAGCAAAAGCAGACGUGCAGAUGCUGCAGCUCUGCCUGCGGCACUUCCCCGAUGUUCCUGAGUCUCUUACGUGUGCCUGCUUAAAAAUUUUCCUGAGCAUUGGGGAUGACAGCCUUCAGGGAGCCCACGUCAGCAUGGAGUCGGUGUGCGAGCACAGCAGCUCCGAGCAGGACGAGAGCACGGAGGAGCAGCCUGAGAUUCUCCGCAAUGGCUUCAGCCCCGGAGACAGCAACUGCGGCACCUGUGAGCAGGAGCUCCGUGAGGAGCCUCAGGGGCCGGCAGCAGAGGCCGCCUCGUGCCCGGUGACUCCCAAGAGAGCCGCUCUCCUAAAUGGCAUUCUCGGUUCAGCAUACAGCGAGACGUUCCUCCUGCCUCACCUGAAGGACAUCCCCGCGCAGCAUGUCACGCUAUUUCUGCAGUAUCUGUACUUCCUCUAUCUGAAGUGUAGUGAGAAUGCUACUAUGACUCUUCCUGGAAUGCACCCUCCAACUCUGAGCCAGAUUAUGGAUUGGAUAUGCCUACUUCUAGAUGCUAAUUUUACUGUUGUCUUAAUGAUACCGGAAGCAAAAAGGCUACUGAUAAAUCUUUACAAGUUCGUGAAGUCCCAGAUAAGUGUUUAUUCUGAGCUCAACAAGAUUGAAGUAAGUUUUCGGGAGCUACAGAAAUUAAAUCAAGAAAAGAACAAUAGAGGAUUGUAUUCAAUUGAAGUGCUAGAACUCUUCUGACGUUACUAGUAUUUCCUUCAGAGACAUUCAGAGACAUUUGGUGAAACCUUUACGUGGAACCCCCCACCCUGUCCAGGCAAGGGUGGUUUCGAGUGUGACCAUCUCCCAGCGUGCCAGGAAAGCGCCAGUGCGCUCCCGGACCGUCGCACGCGGGUGUCCUCCUGGGACCGCAGGCCGAUCGGCGCCUGUCCUGGACGGGACACUGCUCACAAGAGGCUAGGAACUUUCUAAAAUAUGUGACUGAGCUGAUUUUAAGGAAACGUACUUGUGUAUUGAUAAAAGUCUAAUUUCUUACCAUGUGUUUCGAAUAGUUUUUCUUUCAAUAAAAAAUCACCGUUGAA
Messenger RNA from Chinchilla lanigera (long-tailed chinchilla), 2924 nucleotides. RefSeq names its product nucleolar protein 11 (gene Nol11). Bases 430 to 2583 code for a protein of 717 amino acids. The transcript has 18 exons. The record is from RefSeq and is a predicted model, not a curated record. Gene Ontology annotation, cellular component: nucleolus; nucleus. Gene Ontology annotation, biological process: maturation of SSU-rRNA. Gene Ontology annotation, molecular function: RNA binding; protein binding. NCBI's taxonomy places the organism in Eukaryota, Metazoa, Chordata, Mammalia, Rodentia, Chinchillidae.